Messenger RNA from Zasmidium cellare ATCC 36951, 1131 nucleotides. RefSeq lists its product as uncharacterized. The transcript is spliced from 2 exons. Lineage: Eukaryota; Fungi; Ascomycota; Dothideomycetes; Mycosphaerellales; Mycosphaerellaceae. The record is from RefSeq and is a predicted model, not a curated record. The coding region runs from base 1 to 1131 and encodes 376 amino acids.
AUGGCACUUACUCUGCUAUUAGGGGUUGUCGCUUUUCUUCACAGCCGCGAUGGAAAUUGCCAGCAACUUGAUAUCCCAGUCCACGCUGCCGCAGACAGCGCUGUGUAUGACCUUCCAAGGGUUGAUAACGACCUCGAAGCGACAGCUUGGGCGAUCUUCGAUGCGACCAGGACGACCCCUCACGGUAUUGAGAGUAUCAUCCGCAACACAACGACAUCUGGCACCUUCAACAUUCACGCUCAGCUAUGCCAUCCUCAUCUUGGCAGCAGCAAGGACAUCCUACAAAUCGCAACCCAUGGCGUCCAUUACGACUCUCGCUAUUGGGACUCAACGUAUCAACCGGCGAAACAUUCCUACGUCGAUGCAGCGUUGAAAGCAGGAUACUCUAUCUUCACAUACGAUCGUCUGGGAACUGGCCAAUCUGAUCACCCAGAUGCGUAUACCGUCGUACAAGCGCCGUUGGAGCUGGAGAUUCUACGACAGCUCACCCUCAUGGCCCGCAACGGCACGCUGUACAGCUUGGCAAGCAAAACACACUACAAUACUACACAGCCGAGCAAGUUUGUUCACGUGGGUCACAGCUUUGGGUCGUUCCUGACCUCUGCCUUCAUCGCCAGAUACGGCCCUUUGAGCGACGGAGCAGUCAUCACUGGAUAUAUCCUGAACGAAUACUUGGCCAGCGCUGGCUCGACUUCAUUCAGUGUGGAGUAUGCUGGCAAGACUUUCAAUCGAUCGAGUGGCUACGUGGUGAGCAAGAAGAACGGCAUCCAGAACAUCUUUUUCGGAGGUGAUCCAAAGACCGCAUUUACGCCGGAACUCCUCGAAUAUGGAAAUAAGAUCAAGCAACCUGUCCCCAUCGGCGAGUUCGCUUCCGCAUUCUCACUCAUCGGCAACCCUGGACCUUCAUUCCGAGGCCCGGUUCAGUUUCUGCUGCCCGAAUUCGACUUCUACAUUUGCAGGGGUGAUUGUAAAGGUCUCGCAGAUGUGAAGAUCUUGAAUCAGACUUACCCAAAUGCUGCUGCUAUUGAAGCUGCCAUUCAGCCGAAUUCUGGUCAUGCCUUGCCGUUGCAUAACAAUGCGACUGCCGGCUUCCUGUUGACGUUUGAUUUUCUUGCAAGGCAUGGACUCUAG